UUAUUUGCUCAUCCGUUCCGCCGGCUGAGGGCUGAGAGUGGAGCGCUCUGGAGGAGAGUGUUGGGAAACCAGCGACAUAUCACUGCUGUUUUCUCCAAAAGAAAACAAACCAAAAAGGUGGACCGAAGUGUCAGGAGCGCCUUUUCCUCUUGCCGACGCUUGUCCUCCCGCCCAUCUACUCACCCCGAUCGCUCUCUCUCUGUCCGCUGACUUCACUCAUUGACUCACCCCUGCCUGCUUCAGCUGGCUGACGGAGCGCGCUGACACUGGGACCACUACCUGCUGCCUGGGGAUUAAGUGCGCUAUGAAUACCCAAAGCCUAAUUUGUUGUUUUGGCUGCCAGUGAGUGUUGGAUUCACACGGAGGAGAAGCUGGAACAUAAAUCCCUGUGGCCAGGACACUGGGAGAGCCUCUGGACUGAGACAUCCCAGCGCAAAAGCGACUGGAUGCUUGAGGAAGCGUAUAAAACAAACAGACGGCAAACCAAAGAAUCAGAGAGAAGCCUGGACAAGUUCUUUCCGGAAGGCGAGACUGACGAUAGAUCACACUAAGAGAAUCAUUUCCUCACGUUAUUUUGAUUGGAAUCUUCUUUGUGGGCUGCUGACAGAGACAUAAAGCCCAAGAAAUCUUUGCCUCGAGCGCCUUGGUUGAUUUCUAAUCUCUCUGAGAUUUUUCUCCUUUUCAUUCUGUGACUUUAUUCAUUCAGAGUGUUUUCUUUCAUUCAUCUGUAGCUGCUUAGAACAGGAGACAGCUGUAGACUGACAAGUCAAGUAGGGAUUGCGAUCGUUGGUGUCUCUAACUUUUUCCCUCCUCACCACAUUCCGUUUGACCUGUUUUUGGCCCCAGCGUACCGGUGGGUUUUAGUGGGGGCAGCUACUAACCCCAUCCACAAGACUGCCCAGGAAUAAAGGAUAUUGAACCAAGGAGGAGUGGCAGGCGCGGAGGAGGGACAGGGAGGAAAAACAAACCGUCUCCUUCGAUCCUGGGACCAUAUUAUUUAGUGAGGGACAGCCAGCUGCUUUACAGCGAUCCUCGUAGUCACACUACAGCAGAUACAAUUUUCUCCAGUGACAGUAUCAAGUUUGGGUGGAUUUCACAUGCCGUCUACCACACCAUAAACCAAAGAGCCGGUCCUUUGGAUGAAAAGAAGUUAUGUUGAGUUAGAGGAACACCAGGCAGCCCGUUGCUGAGGGAGCACCUGCUGUGCAAGAGCCACAGGAAAGCUAAAAACGAUGCAUUACCAGCACCUCUUAGGGAAAUACUUGUUACACAUGCUUUCGGUGAGCACCAGACCUCGGCUUGAUUUGUAAAGGCUUUUGACCAGAGAAGGAGGGGGGAGUGCCGUAUGAGCCGGCAUCCUAGACCUCUUUCAAAUUCGACUAAUUACCAGUCAGGGUCACUGGAAAGAAAAGAUUGAAUUCCUUUUGUGGAUUUACUACCGGUCUGCUGUGGAAGAGUUCCUUGUGGAUGUCUGACAAUUCAAAACACCUUACUCACACAUUUCUGACAUAGGUGUAUCUCACAUACAUAUGUACUAGCACACACUGCCCAACACCUUAUCUUCACCCACUUAAAUCCGCACUCAUGUUUGCACUGUAAGUAUAAACCACUUCAAAACACACACAUUCUUGCACAUUAAAACCCCAUUAGUUUGUCUUUUUCUCAGUGGGCACAGCAGAAUGGAGGUUGUGUGGACAGGUGGAGGGCUGUAGGAGUCCAACAUCCCUGUCCCCCCGUCUGUCCCCUUUCCCCAAAUGGAUGUUAUUAUCUCUAAAAAUGUGUUGCUUGGAAACCGCUGAAAGCUUGCUGCUGCGAUUUUCUGACAGAAACAGUCACCGGGUCCCUGCCACGGUGCACAGCUGGAACCACAGCUGAAAUAACGACCAUUACGCAUCAUUUUCUUUCUUUUUUUUUUUUUGCGUUUUGUAUAUUCCUUGUCUUCAUUGUUUGCGCUUACUCUACCGCCAUCAUUUUUUCCAACGGGUCUUUGGGCACCCCUCGUCGCACUCCUCGCCCCAUCAUCUCCUCCACCCUGGAGGGGAGGGGGUCGUUGGAGUGGAGCAUGAGCGGGUGCCACUAUCCCUCGCCAACGCCACCGGAGCGGGACCGCAGGUACCAGCACAAAGUGUCCCUGGUGGUGCGCUACUUCAUGAUCCCCUGCAACAUCUGUCUGAUCCUGCUGGCCACAUCUACACUGGGCUUCGCCGUGCUCCUGUUCCUCAAUAACUACAAACCACCUCACUUCACACCAGCCCAGCCUCCUGAUGGCUGCAGAGGGAUGCUGUGUGGCUUUGGUGCUGUUUGUGAGCGUGACCCAACUGACCCAGCCAAGGCUGGGUGUAUUUGCAAGAAAACGGAUUGCCCAUUAUUGGUGGCGCCUGUCUGCGGCUCGGAUUCAUCCACCUAUUCCAAUGAGUGUGAGCUGGAGAAAGCCCAGUGUCAAGCACAGCGACGCAUCAAGGUUCUCCGCAAGGGACCCUGCUCCCGGAAGGACCCCUGCACUGAGGUGAUCUGCAGCUAUGGCAGCACCUGUGUCCAGUCAUCAGAUGGCUUGUCGGCUAAAUGUAUGUGCCCCCUUGGCUGCGAGGGUAAGCCCGAGCAGACUGUGUGUGGCAGUGAUGGAAAGGACUACCGCAACGAGUGUGAACUGCAUCAGUAUGCCUGCAAGAACCACAAGAACAUCCGCAUGCAAUACCAAGGACACUGUGACCCGUGCAAGGACAAUGAGAACAGCCUGAACAUUGUGUGUCGGGUGGAGGCUCUCACCCGCAAGCCCCAACUCUUUGGUCUGGCGGAGUCGUGCCCCCCAAGCAACGAGCAUCUGUGUGCCAGUGAUGGGCGGACCUACUCCAGCGAGUGCACCAUGAUGGCGACAGCAGCACAGAAAGGCAUCAAACUCAGGAAGGUCCAUGAGGGACGAUGCAGAAGGCUGGUUGAGUGCAAAGAUGAGUGUCUCUUCAAUGCUGUGUGUCUGGUGGAACAGCUGAAUGCCCACUGCUCCUGUGAUCCCAUCGAGUGCGGCGGCAUCUACAAGCCCGUGUGCGGCAAGGACGGUCAAACCUACGCCAACGACUGUAUGCGACGCAAAGCAGAGUGUCUGAGCAAGGCCCUCAUCCCCAUCAGGCACCCAGGGCCCUGUGAUCUCAACGUACCGAGUCCCUGCUUGGAAAAGGAAUGCGAACAUGGAGCAACAUGCGUGGUUAAGAACAAUGAGCCGGUGUGCGAGUGCCCCGAGGCCUGCCCGCAGACGUCCGACCCCGUAUGCGGAUCUGAUGGCCACAGCUAUGGCAGCCCAUGUGAGUUGCGAGCGAUGGGUUGUGCCCUACAGAAGGUCAUCAACAUUCAACACAAGGGACCCUGCGAUGAGUCUUGUGCCAACUGCUCUUUUGGGGGAAUCUGCGACUCACAGACCGGGCAGUGUAUGUGUCCAUCAGAGUGCGUGGAGUCCCGCCUGUCCGUAUGUGGCAGUGACGGUACCACCUACAACAGCGAGUGUGAGCUGCAUGUGCGAGCCUGCAGGGAGCAGGUUGACAUCCGAGUUGUCAACCAGGGAGAGUGCAAAACAUGCGGCGACAGUGUUUGUGCCUGGGGCGCCCGGUGUGUCCAAAAUAAGUGUGAGUGCCUGCAGUGCUCGGGCAAGGCCUUCUCCCCAGUGUGUGGAAGUGAUGGCAACACCUACGACAACGAGUGUGAACUCCGCUUGUCCUCCUGCACGCACAAGAGGAGAAUUGAUGUGGCGAAGCCUGGCAGCUGUGAUGAAGACUGUGGCUCAGGAGGGUCAGGCUCAGGGGUGGAGAGCUGUGAGCAGGACCGCUGUCGUGUUUUUGGUGGCUCAUGGGAUGAGGACGCAGAGGACGACCGCUGCAUCUGUGAAUUCAGCUGCCAAAAUGUGCUUCACAACCAGGUUUGUGGCUCAGAUGGAAAAACGUACAGCAGCGAGUGUGAGCUGAAGAAGGCCAGAUGUGAGAAACAAGAGCACUUGUUGAUUCAGAAUCAGGGACCUUGUGCAGCCGUACUGCCGCCUGAGCCGACAGUACCCCAGCACUGCAGCCUUUCCGUGUACGGCUGCUGCUCCGACAAUAUUACGGCUGCAUUAGGAGUUGGACUGGCUGGAUGCCCCAAUACCUGUCAGUGUAAUGUCUAUGGCUCCUACAAGGGAACAUGUGACCCUGCCACUGGUCAGUGCUCCUGUAAGCCAGGUGUAGGGGGGCAGAAAUGUGACCGCUGCGAGCCGGGCUUCUGGAAUUUCCGUGGCAUCGUGACAGAGAACAUGAGCGGCUGCACACCAUGUAACUGCGACGCCACAGGCUCAGUCCGGGAUGAUUGCGAGCAGAUGUCGGGUCUGUGCUCCUGCAAGACAGGAGUGAAGGGCAUGAAGUGCAACGUGUGUCCAGAUGGAAGCAAGAUGGGCAUGAAUGGCUGCGACAAAGGUCCCGAAGCUCCCACUUCAUGUGAAGAGUUACUGUGCAGUUUUGGAGCCACUUGCAUUGAGGAGAACGGCCAAGCCCACUGUGAAUGCCCCUCACCUGACUGCGACAUCAAAAACAAAACCAAGGUGUGCGGCUCAGAUGGGGUGACCUAUGCCGACCAGUGCCAGCUGAGGACCAUAGCCUGUAGGCAAGACAAGGACAUCACGGUGCAGUACCCUGGCCAGUGCACAGAAACCAUCACCGAGCCAGCAGAACGACCCACCCCCAACCCCCCUACCACCACCGCCAGCUCAGCUGCUGUCGCCACCAUCACCACCCCUGUCCCCCACGAUUCAAACAUGGUGUUGGGCAUCCCGCCUCCGAGGACAGUUGAGACAGAGACCACCCAGCAGCCUCCGGCCACCACCCCCUUGUCCACCCCAACCCGCAACCGUGCCCGAUCAGACCACCACCACUCCACUCAUAACCAGCCCACCAGGCCUGCCCCCACCACCCCAUCUUCUCGCAGCAGCCCAGCCCCACCCACAGUCCCCACCACAGCCCAUUUCGAUGGCUCCGGCAGCGGGGAGCCAAGCGGUGACGAACCCGAAGAAGGGGAGCAGGAAGAUGAAGCUGGUAGUGGCGUCCCAUCGGAGGCCAGUGGGGCGGAGGAGCCUGUCGGUCUCACGGUGGCGAGCUCCACUUUUCCUACACCUGAGGUCAGGUCGUCCUGCGACAACACAGAGUUUGGCUGCUGUCCCGAUGGCAAGACGCCGUCCAGCACUCCAGAGGGCGCCAACUGCCCCUCUACCAUGAAGUUCACUGGUUUGUUGCACCUGGACAAGGUGGAGGGCCAGGAGAUUUUCCACACGGCAGAGAUGAACGACCCAAAGUCAGAGCUGUUCGGAGAGACAGCCCGCAGUAUAGAGAGUGCUCUAAACGAGUUGUUCAGGAAGUCAGGGGUGCGCAAAGAUUUUAUGAGUGUCCGUGUUCGCAAACUGCAACAAAGCAACUCCAUCCUGGCCGUUGUUGAGGCCCACUUCAAGCCAGACACAAGAUACACCGUGGAGGACAUCGAAGGAGCCCUGCUGAAACAGUUAAAGGCCUCCAAAGACACCAGCAUCUCUGUGAAGAAGCCCGAGGAUGAGAAUAUUCAAUUCACCAAUUAUGGCCUGUCCUCCACCCCCAUCUUCACCACCACUACCACCACCACCACAGCAUCCAUCACCACAGCCGCUCCCACCACUACGACCAGGCCUCCGGCGACUUCCUCCUACUUCACCAGCCGCCCACUGGGCACCACUCGCAGGCCCUUCAGCAGCAGACGUACCACCACAACCACAGCACCCGUCACCACGCCGCUCCCCACCACCACCACUGUAGCUGUCACCACAACCGCAUUGCCUCCCGCCACCACCAACCCCGGCAUCAGAGGCAGGCAUGGCGACAUCUCCCAGAAGCCCUGCGACUCCCACCCCUGCCUCCACGGGGGCACCUGCGAGGACGAAGGCAACGACUUCAGCUGCAAGUGCCCUGCCGGCCGAGGAGGAUCUGUGUGUGAGAAGGUGAUCAAGUACUUUAUCCCGUCAUUUGGUGGCCAGUCCUACUUGGCCUUCCCAACCAUGAGCGCAUACCACACGGUCCGUAUUGCCAUGGAGUUCAGAGCAUCCAACAUGACCGGCCUUCUUCUCUACAAUGGCCAGAAUGGCAAGAAGGACUUCAUCUCUCUGGCCCUGGUGAACGGGAGGGUCGAGCUCAGGUUCAACACAGGUUCGGGCACAGGCACACUGACCAGCAAAGUUCAAAUCAGUCAGGGCCGAUGGCAUCAGCUGGUGGUGAAUCGCAACCGCAGGAGUGCUGUACUCAGGGUGGAUGAAGAGCUGCAAAUCGACGGCGAGAGUCCACGGGGGACAGACGGCCUCAACCUUGACACUGACCUGUUCAUAGGAGGCGUGCCAGAUGAUAUAAAGCAAGACACACGGGAAAGGACAGCGGUGGCCACGGGUUUGGUGGGCUGCAUCCGCUUGCUGGAUGUCAACAACCGGGUGCUCAACCUCCAGGAGAACGGAGGCGACAUUCUGUACGGCAGUGGAGUUGGUGAAUGUGGUAACAACCCCUGCCAGCCAAACCCCUGCAAGAACGGCGGUGUAUGCCAGGUCAAGGAGGCAGAGAUGUUCCACUGCAAGUGUAGCAAAGGAUUCUGGGGUCCAAAAUGUGCUGACAACCGUGACCCAUGCGAAUCCAACAUGUGCCAGUCACCUUCGCAGUGCCAGGCUCUCCCCGAGGGAGGCUACAAAUGCGAGUGUCCCAUGGGACAUGAAGGGAGAUUCUGUGAUAGAGUGACUCAAAGGAGUGGGGCUUACAUGCCACUGUUCAACAAAGACUCGUACCUGGAGCUGAAGGGGCUCUACCUCUACGGGCAUGAUCUGCGUCAGAAACUCAGCAUGUCAGUGGUCCUCAUGGCCAAUGACUCCAAUGGUCUCAUCUUCUACAACGGCCAAAAAUCUGACGGAAAAGGGGACUUCAUCUCCCUGUCCCUGAAUGAAGGAAUCCUGGAGUUCCGCUACGACCUGGGAAAGGGACCAGCUACCAUCAGGAGUAAAGAACCAAUCCAGUUAAAUGUGUGGAACACUAUCGACCUGGAGCGCUCCAACCGCAAAGGAGAGAUCACGGUGAACAAGAAGGACGCUGUCCGAGGAGAGUCACCAAAAUCACGCAAGUCUACACACAUAGAUCUUAACCUGAAGGAGUCUCUCUUUGUUGGCGGAGCUCCGGAUUACAGCCGACUGGCGAGAGCUGCUGCACUGACUGAAGGCUUCAAGGGAACAAUCCAAUCGAUCAUUCUGAUGGGCACGCCCAUCCUCAAAGAGGAGAAUGCCUUACACUCCAUGAACAUAGCCAUGUUUGAGGACCACCCAUGUUCCUACAACCCCUGCCACAACGGAGGCAGCUGCAACCCUGAGCUGGGCACCUACAAGUGUGCUUGCCCCAAUGGUUUCUCUGGCUUGCAGUGUCUGAACACCGUCCACGAGAAAUCUGCUGGAGAGACCGAGGCCAUCGCCUUUAAUGGGAGGACCUUCAUUGAGUACCACAACGGCGUUACAAAGAGCCAACUGACCAAUGAGAUCCCAGAUCCCGAGUCUCUGGAGAACCCUUCUGACCAGAGUGAGAAGGCUCUGCUGGUGAACAAAUUCGAGCUGAGCAUUCGGACCGAGGCGACCCACGGCCUGGUGCUGUGGAGCGGGAAGGGUGUGGAGCGCUCAGACUACAUUGCCCUGGCCAUUGUGGAUGGACACGUCCAAAUGACGUACGACCUGGGCUCCAAGCCCGUCGUGCUGCGCUCCUCUGUGCGCGUCAACACUAACCGCUGGAUACGCAUCAAGGCCAGCAGAGCACUUCGGGACGGCUCUCUUCAGGUCGGCAACGAGGCAGCAGUAACAGGGUCAUCGCCUUUGGCAGCAACACAGCUGGACACAGACGGAGCGCUCUGGUUGGGUGGUCUGGAGGAGCUGGCCGUGGCCCGCCGGUUGCCCAAGGCCUACAGCACUGGCUUUGUUGGCUGCAUCAAGGACGUGGUGGUAGACGGCGUGGAUCUCCACCUGGUGGAGGACGCCUUAAACAGCCCUCAAAUCUUACACUGUUCCGCCGCCAAAUAACAUGGCAGAGACAAAAUAUUGCAAGGAAAAAAAAAAAAGCCCUCUCACCCGCUCCCUCCAUAGCGCCCAUGUCUCCUGCUGUAAUUAUUUUCUAUUUUUGUAUACUUUUCAUCGCUUUUUAUAUGGAAAGAAAAUGAAUAUGUUGUUUUAAUUUUAGUUUUAUAUAUUUUGCUUUUUUUUUUUUAAUCUGCACCUCUGUUCACAAUACACAGUUCCCUUUCCUUUCCCUUCAGCUUUCAUCAAAACAAGGCACCUCUGUGAAAAAGAGAUUUUAUUCUGUUUUGUUGUUUUAAAACAAACGGCUACUUAAAAAAAAAAAAAAAAUCAACCAUGCUUUUUUUUUCCCGCGCUCAUUACUUGAACGCAGAGGACCUCGCUCUGAUGAUCUCUGGUUAAUGCCUUGUCUUGGUGCCAUAUCUAUCGUCCACAUUCCCCAAGCAUGGCUUUUCAAUCCUUGAAUUUACAUUCCCACAUGAGAGCUACACACAGUGUGUAUAUACUGAAGCCGGUGUGUUCAGUUCUUUGAUUCUACAGCCAGCUGGCAUCUGCAGUCAAGGAACUCUGUAUUCAGACCCGGUAUUCAGUCCACUGUAUUUUCCUAAUGGGACUUUUCAGAUAUCAGUCAAGCUGCUACAGUGAGAAAGUACACAGUCAAAACCACUCAAUCAACACCCCAUCUCACAGCACCAAAAAAAAAAGAAAAAAAAACCUCUCCUCUCGAUCUGAAUCCCAUCAGAGCCUUUAGUUUUGAAAUAUGACUCACUAACACUGCAACCUGACGUGAUGGAGAGAAAGCGCUGUGUUCCACAAUUACUCGCAUUUCAUUAGUCAUAAAGUCAAGAUAUGAAUCAUAGACAUGGAUAAAUGUUAUAAAUAUAGAGUAUAUAAAUAAUACCUGAGACUGUGAAUAUGUAAGAUGGGUUCUCAUUUGAGAAUUGUGCUUCUCAUGUACUAUUGUGCGUUCUGUUCUACAAUCAGCUCAUGAACUAACGAUGACCACUAUAAAUGCAUGCACUUCUGCAGUGUUGAUUUGAAUCUGGUUUUUGUUUUUUGUUUGUGUUUUACAUUUCGUCCAGAAAAUCUAAUUUUGAAAAAUGUCACUGUGUUGGGCUUUUCUUUGCAUUGAUUAAUCAACGUUCCUCUUUGUCUCUUACUUCCACUGAUGUGAGUUCAGAAACCACUGAGUUUGGAAUUAUAUUUGAAUUCAUUCAUUCCCUGUAUCAUUUUUUGUUUUGUUGUUUUGAUCUUUUGUGUUUUAUCCUGGGGUUAGUUUUGCAGGACCGUGAACGGUGCAUAAGGGAAGAGUUGUUACCAUUUCUGACCUUAAGGAGGUGCUAAAAGCAAAGACUGAUGAAAAGGACAGACAAAAAGGAGGCAAGGAGAGAUCCUGCCACAAGGAGGGCCACUACACUUGGAAAUGUCCUCUCAAACAAUAGUCAGUUGUCAACACAAACAAAAAAAAGCUUCAAAAAGCUCGGCCUGGGACUUAAUUUCACAUUUUCACCUGGGAGUGUUCCUGGACGAAUCCUCGGCUGUUGAGUAUAAGAGAGACUGUGUUGUUCUUGAGACCUUAUGAAGCCAUAACAGCCGCAAAAACUGGGGAAAGAUACAUAAUCCUACAGUACUUGCAAAUUAACAUAGCAACACAUGGGUUUGUAUUAUGAGUGCGAAUUCUGUCACAUUCAGUGAACUGUUGCAGCGUGGAGUCGUCUUUGCAAUAAGCUGCGAUGACUGACUUAAAGACACUUGUUUUGAUAUGAGAACCUUGGCAAUAUUAUAUGACUAAAUCAUGCCUGUUCGUGGUUGAAUAUAAAAUGGUCUUGUACUCUUUUUUUGUUUUUCUUAAGUUCUUAAUUAUGUUACCCUCCUUAAAUCAUCAACCCACCUGUUUUUGUACAGCCCUGCAAUUUUUGAGUGUAAAUUUAGCAAAUGUGUGAUCUGUGGAGGUUUAUGUUUUUAGUGAUAUACACUGGAGCCAUGUCUGACUUGUCUGUUCACCCACACAAUGAUAUACUUCUUACAUGGGGAGUGAUAGCCCUAAAGCUAUAACUGUGUUGUGUGUAAUCAAGCUUCAGGGUGUCGGCACCAGACCCGGGAACCCUUUUCUGGUGUUUUAACUUCCAGCACUCACUCUGUUAACUUCAGACUGGUCUUAUUUUACCACACUGUUCUUUGAAUCUGACCCAUUCAGGUGGUAACAACUUAAAACAGGAGAGAAUCCUGGAUCUACUCAAUAAAGACAAUUGCAGUCUUUGGUUUAUGUGGAAACUGAAUUGCCUUAAAAACCGGUCACCUCGGCUGUAAGCAGGUGACUUCAUUCAUGUAACUAUUUCCUUUCUUUAGCCAGUGUAUUAGCCUCAUCCCCAUAAUGUAAAUGAGUAAUUCAUAAUAGUAAUAAUAACUAUAUUAGUAAUAAUUCUCAUACACUCAAAAAAAAUUAUCCCAGAUGGCCUCUGCAAAUGUCCCAUCUGGCUUUUUACAAAAAAAAAAAUCUAUUUACUGUUUUUUGAAUCUAUUUUCUGUUCCUUAUUUAUGUCUACAUGUGGAUUACCCUCCAUAUCCGGCCUCUGUAAACUACUGUCUGACUGCGCAAACCUCGUCAAAGGGCAGUGCACCGAGUAAGAGUGGCAUGACCUGAACAUUACUAACUUUAUGACCUUUGUCUUGUGUUCCUACCACCAUGAAAUAAAAUGUCAACCAAAUGGA
This is a messenger RNA of Mugil cephalus (flathead mullet), 10771 nucleotides long. RefSeq names its product agrin (gene agrn). Gene Ontology annotation, molecular function: calcium ion binding; laminin binding; serine-type endopeptidase inhibitor activity. The transcript is spliced from 38 exons. Lineage: Eukaryota; Metazoa; Chordata; Actinopteri; Mugiliformes; Mugilidae. The record is from RefSeq and is a predicted model, not a curated record. Gene Ontology annotation, biological process: multicellular organism development; G protein-coupled acetylcholine receptor signaling pathway; cell differentiation. Bases 2063 to 8065 code for a protein of 2000 amino acids.